This is a messenger RNA of Hibiscus syriacus, 2931 nucleotides long. Its product is annotated as probable glucan 1,3-alpha-glucosidase. The record is from RefSeq and is a predicted model, not a curated record. The coding region runs from base 69 to 2837 and encodes 922 amino acids. Gene Ontology annotation, biological process: N-glycan processing; carbohydrate metabolic process. The transcript is spliced from 6 exons. Gene Ontology annotation, molecular function: alpha-glucosidase activity; carbohydrate binding. NCBI's taxonomy places the organism in Eukaryota, Viridiplantae, Streptophyta, Magnoliopsida, Malvales, Malvaceae.
CCGACCCUGCUCAUUUGCAUACACGCAAUGUCAUACUAACUUCAUUUCCAUCCCAUGACCUUUUUCCCAUGAAAAUGAAACAGUUUGCCUUCUUUUUCCUCCUUUUUCUCGCUUCCCAAACGGUCCAUUCCUGGAAAAAAGACGAGUUCCGAGCCUGCGACCAGACCCCUUUCUGCAAGCGAGCUCGAUUUCGCAAACUCGGCUCCUGCACUCUAAUCGCCACCGAUGUCUCCAUUUCCGACGGUGACCUCACUGCCAAGCUCAUUCCUAAAGCUAAACAAUAUCAUGAUCAAGAUCCGAUCAAGCCGUUGACUCUCUCUGUUUCAGUCUACCAAUAUGGGAUCCUGCGGCUCAAGAUCGACGAAGAUCCCUCGUCGAACCCACCCAAGAAACGGUUCCAAGUCCCCGAUGUGAUUGUCCCCGAAUUCGAGGGUAAAAAACUCUGGUUACAGAGUGCCACCACGGAGAAACUCGACGGAGAUAUUGGGGGUUUAUCUUCCGUGGUCUACUUAUCCGACGGCUACGAGGCGGUUCUCAGACACGAUCCUUUUGAGGUUUACGUGAGGGAGAAAGCAGGUAAAAGACGCGUAGUUUCAUUGAAUUCACAUGGGCUAUUUGAUUUUGAACAAUUGAGAGUGAAAAAGGAGGAUGAGGACUGGGAGGAAAGGUUUAGAGGCCAUACUGAUUCUAGGCCAUAUGGUCCACAGUCCAUUAGUUUCGAUGUUUCUUUUCAUGAGUCUGAUUUUGUGUAUGGAAUACCGGAACAUGCUACUAGUUUUGCUCUUAAACCCACUAGGGGACCUGGAGUUGAGGAAUCUGAACCAUAUCGAUUGUUUAACUUGGAUGUUUUUGAGUAUGUGCACGAUUCACCUUUUGGGAUUUAUGGUUCUAUUCCGUUCAUGGUAUCACAUGGAAAAUCUGGAAAAAGUUCUGGGUUUUUCUGGUUGAAUGCUGCGGAGAUGCAGAUUGAUGUAUUGGCAAAGGGUUGGGAUGCUGACAAUGGGAUUCUGAUGCCCACGGAGCAGAGUCGGAUUGAUACGUUUUGGAUGACCGAGGCUGGGAUUGUGGAUACGUUCUUUUUUGUUGGACCAGGACCGAAGGAUGUUGUCAAGCAGUACAUGAGUGUGACAGGUCUCCCAGCAAUGCCACAGCUGUUUUCCACGGCAUAUCAUCAAUGUAGGUGGAAUUACCGUGAUGAAGAGGAUGUAGAGAAUGUGGAUUCAAAGUUUGAUGAGCAUGAUAUUCCAUAUGAUGUUUUGUGGCUUGAUAUUGAGCAUACUGAUGGAAAGAGGUAUUUCACAUGGGAUAAAUUGCUAUUCCCACAUCCAGAAGAGAUGCAAAAAAAAUUGGUUGCCAAAGGUAGGCAUAUGGUUACAAUCGUGGAUCCACAUAUUAAGAGGGAUGACUCAUUUGAUUUGCACAAGGAUGCUUCCCAGAGGGGAUAUUAUGUUAAGGAUGCAACUGGUAAGGAUUUUGAUGGGUGGUGUUGGCCUGGUUCCUCCUCCUACCCAGACGUGUUAAAUCCAGAGAUUAGGUCAUGGUGGGCCGAGAAAUUUUCUUAUAAGAAUUAUAUUGGUUCAACUCCUUCAUUGUACAUUUGGAAUGACAUGAACGAGCCUUCUGUGUUUAAUGGACCAGAGGUGACAAUGCCCAGAGAUGCUUUACAUCUUGGUGGAGUGGAACAUCGGGAGUUACAUAAUGCCUAUGGAUAUUACUUCCACAUGGCAACAGCUGAUGGCCUUGUAAAGCGAGGAGAUGGUAAGGACAGACCUUUUGUUUUGUCCAGAGCAUUCUUUGCUGGAAGUCAAAGGUAUGGAGCAGUCUGGACUGGUGAUAAUUCUGCAGAUUGGGAUCACCUCAGGGUUUCAGUCCCGAUGAUUUUGAGUCUUGGUCUUACUGGGAUGUCAUUCUCUGGUGCCGAUGUUGGUGGAUUUUUUGGCAAUCCUGAUCCCGAGUUAUUAGUGCGUUGGUAUCAACUUGGUGCUUACUAUCCUUUCUUUAGAGGUCAUGCCCAUCAUGAUACAAAAAGACGAGAGCCAUGGUUGUUCGGUGAACGAAAUACUGCACUUAUGAGAGAUGCCAUACGUAUUCGUUACACCUUGCUUCCAUACUUUUACACGUUAUUCAGAGAAGCAAAUGUUAGUGGUGUUCCUGUUGUACGUCCAUUAUGGAUGGAGUUCCCAUCUGACGAAGCAGCUUUCAGCAAUGAUGAAGCUUUCAUGGUUGGCAACAGUCUUUUGGUACAAGGGAUCUAUGAGACAAGGGCUAAACAUGCGUCGAUAUAUUUGCCUGGGAAGGAAUCGUGGUAUGACCUUAGAACAGGAACUUCAUACAAGGGAGGAAAGACCCAUAAGCUUGAAGUUUCAGAAGAUAGCAUUCCUGCUUUUCAAAGAGCCGGCACUAUUGUACCAAGAAAAGACCGGCUCCGUAGAAGCUCCACACAGAUGAUGCUUGAUCCCUUUACACUGGUGAUCGCUCUGAACAGUUCCCAGGAAGCUGAAGGUGAACUCUACCUUGAUGAUGGAAAAAGCUUUGACUUCAAACAUGGGGCAUACAUCCAUCGCCGCUUUGUAUUCUCAAAUGGGCAUCUAACAUCCUCGAAUAUGGCACCCUCUCCCCCUGGCAACUCCAAAUUUUCUUCCGACUGCUUCGUCGAGCGGAUUAUUCUUCUUGGAUAUACCCCUGGGGCCAAAACUGCUCUUGUUGAACCAGAAAACCAGAAGGCCGAAAUUGAACUUGGUCCACUUCGUUUCGGGGAACAACAUGGUGCUGCUGCUGUAACCAUCCGGAAGCCUGGUGUGAGGGUUGCAGAAGAUUGGAAGAUAAAAUUUUUGUAAGAUAUUCAUUUAGUUUGAUGAAUAUGUAAUGUUAAGCUCUCCUUGUAGGUGUUAUUCUUGAGUUUUUAGCCUACGGUAAAGAAAACUGAGAAGC